AUGUUUGACCUUGAGUGCGGUAUUCGAUUACGAGCAGCACACACCUCACCAGGAACCGACUAUGACAACAUCGUCUCCCUUUACAACAAUGCCAAAGUGGCCGAGUACAUGUCCUAUGACUUUCCUGUUCCUCAAGGAGACAGCUUGAAGGAGUUUUUCCAGGGUAUAGUCACCAAAAAUGCGGAAAUGUUUUGCAUCGUCGAAACUAUACCACAAUCUCAAGGUGGAAAAGAUGAUGUGGAGAAACCAAGAUUUGUUGGCAUGGCCGCCUUAUGGGUAUCGCGACGGGAGAGGGGACAUAGACACUCAGAGUUUGGUAUCGGCCUCAUGCCUGAGUUCUGGGGGAAAGGCUAUGGCAAGGAGAUCACCAAGUUCUUGAUACACCAUGGAUUCUACCAUCUGAAUUUGCAUCGCAUAUCGCUCGAGACGAUCGGUGGAAAUGAUCGCGCAAUUACGAUGUACAAAGCAUGUGGAUUUGUUGAAGAAGGUAGGCUGCGAGAAGCGGUAUGGGUUAGGGGAGGAUGGAGAGACAUCAUUGUAAUGGGAAUUCUCGUUGACGAGUGGCGAGAAAGGUCGUUAAAUCGUGAUUGA
Molecule: messenger RNA, 591 nt
Organism: Psilocybe cubensis
Lineage: Eukaryota; Fungi; Basidiomycota; Agaricomycetes; Agaricales; Agrocybaceae
Exons: 2
Coding region: 1-591 (196 amino acids)
Molecular function (GO): acyltransferase activity, transferring groups other than amino-acyl groups
Source: RefSeq, a predicted model, not a curated record